This is a messenger RNA of Penicillium hordei, 7671 nucleotides long. RefSeq lists its product as uncharacterized. The coding region runs from base 1 to 7671 and encodes 2556 amino acids. The record is from RefSeq and is a predicted model, not a curated record. Gene Ontology annotation, biological process: proteasome assembly; regulation of DNA-templated transcription. NCBI's taxonomy places the organism in Eukaryota, Fungi, Ascomycota, Eurotiomycetes, Eurotiales, Aspergillaceae. The transcript has 14 exons. Gene Ontology annotation, cellular component: cytoplasm; nucleus. Gene Ontology annotation, molecular function: molecular adaptor activity; zinc ion binding; DNA-binding transcription factor activity, RNA polymerase II-specific.
AUGGCGGACUCACAGAGUCCUGAGGCUCGCGAGUUGAGCCUGAUAGGCAAGGUGGAAUUCAGAAUUGCUAUGGCAGACACAGACGAGAAGCUGCAGUCACUACUUGGAACGUAUUUGCCUCCCUUGUUGCUAAAGCUUGGGUCAGACAGCGUGGAAGUGCGCAACAAAAUCAUCUCGAUCUGCCAGCAUGUCAACACCCGGGUCAAAUCCCCCUCUAUUCAGCUGCCCGUGGCAGCAUUGUUGAAGCAGUUCAAGGACCAAAAUUCUCAAUUGAUUAGACAUUUUGAUCUCAUCUAUGCACAGCAAGGCAUUGAUCGCCUCGGCUCCGAAGCUAGAGUCGAAAUCCUAUUGCCCUUGCUUCAAGGUAUCUCGAAGAUCGGAACAUCACCCACCCAAGGUGCUAUCGUAUUUAAUCUGGUUUUGCGUCUAUUGCCACUUCUCAAGCUACCAGCAAAGGGCAGCGAAGAAGAUCAGCGCCUGAAGGCCCGACUCGGUCUAUCGGAUGAAGAUGCCAAAUUCUUGUCCUUUUGGCUCGCGAAAUUGUUACUUCUUACCCCUGGCCCUAGGGAAACUUCAACAUGUCCCGGUCUAUCUCCAGAUGAGUAUAACUUCUUGAACAAGGGUGCUCCCGGAAACGAGACAUGGAACCCUUCUACCGAUGGUGGCUUGAAUCUGACCGAGACAAAGGUCACUGCCCUUCGAUUCAUCGGAAGCGGUGCUUUUAAGGACCCACAACGAUUCCUCCCUUCACUGAUCGCUUCUGCUGAUCCUAACUCCCGCCUUGCCGAUCUGGGAGAUGAGACCCUGAAGCGAUUUACUGCGGAUAUUGAGAAUCCUGAUGUUGUGCAGGAGUUGUAUGAUUUGUAUUUCGGCACUGGUGGUGCUCCUCCCGCGCGCCCUCCACUCCAAGUGAAACUCCUCGUCUUUCUGGGGAAGUCCAUCAAGGCUACUGCAGACCCCCAUCGAAUAAUGAGACUCAUUGAAGAUGGGCUCCUAUCAGACUCUGCUAGAUCCUCCCAGGGGCUGCAAGCAUCGAAACUACGGACCCAGAUUUUUACGUUUACUACUUGGGUUGUCCGUAUGGGUGCACCAUCGGAUCUCAACCAAAUCGCGCCCAAACUAAUUGCAGGACUGAGGGAUUUCAUUCAGUCUCAAGGUUGGCCCAGUCCGGCAGCUAGUGGGCAGAAACUACCUACAACAGACCUCAGCUUGCGAGGUCUUGCCUACGAGAGCAUCGGUAUCAUGGUCCCCAAGGUCGACUUUAUGGCGCAAGCCGAUGCUGUAGAGAACUUUGAAUUUGACCUGGUCCGAUGGCUCUUUGCUUCCUUGAGUGCAGAUGACUCGAGUCCCCAGAUAUUCGUCAGCAUCGAUCAGGCACUAGGAAGUAUUCUCAAUUCUUCGUUAGACAGCCACGACAAGACCUUCCAGGACCAACUGCGACCAUUCCUGGUUCGUCAGAUGAGCAUGCAGCCUGGCGAUAUUGAUCCCGACACUGGUUACCGUGCUGUGCGAGGUGUUCAGUAUGCCGCAGUGCGUUUUGCGAACAGAUUCCUGCCAUUUGACGAUGUGGUCGCCCGUUGGAUCGAUCUGAUGGCUAUUGCGAGAGGCCCUGAAAGACAACAAGAAAUCGUUGAGGAAGGAAAGAAAGGUCUCCAUCCUUACUGGUACCGGCUCCUCAAUCCUGCCAAGGAUGGGAAAUGGUCAGCUUCAUCGGCAAAUCCAGUUCGCGAUGAAUCCUGGUUCGACUUCCCAAAGUUCAAUGAGGCUACUAAUUUCCUGCUUGGUUUAGGAGGGCAAGAGGAACAUUUGAAUGUUCAAUCUUUGUCUGCAUCCCAACUCCUGUCUGGUCCAUAUAAAGGUUCAUUUAUGCCUGCUAUCUCAUUCCUCCGAAAUACAUUGCUUUGGGAGGCCUUCUCAGCCUCGGGGGUUGCUGCAGACCUAGAAGAAGAUUGGGACUAUAAAUUAGAAGUGCUCCUCUCCACCAGCGUGGAGGCCCGUUUGGCCGUGAGGAAAUACAUUCGAGAGAGUGCAAAGGAGUCUGUUUUGGCAUUUUUGUCUGGCACCCUUGAAGGUCUUGUAACCGGCGAGCGUGAAGGGCUGCGGCAGUGUGGUAUUCAUUUCGUCGAAAUCUGCUCGUUAGCACCCAAUGACGUUGUUGAACACUUGAUCUCGCGUGCGACAUCCUUGAUGGACCCUAUUUGCAGUAAUAACCAAGAUAACCAGGGUAUUACUGCACGGGCAUUUGGAAUUCUGGUUUCGCAUUCUGCCUUCUCGGAGGACCAAUUGAAGAGUUUCAUCACUCAACUGACUGCUACCAUUCAAUCGUGGAAUACUGCUGUUGGUCAAGAGGUCAUGCGAGCUCGUGGGGCGAUUUUGGCGCUCUCGUAUUUGUUGAGUCGACUUGCGUACCGCGGUCUAGUGAACCGAGCCCCAGCAGCACAGACUAAGCAGUUUAUUGAAACACUAUUUGAUAUCCUAGAUGUUUCCCGGGAUACUCUUCUCCAGAGGACUGCACAAGAGGCCAUUGGACAGCUAAGUCUAUCUGGCGUGCUGUCUCUGGAUAUUAUCACAGAAGAUGGCUGGAAGAAGAUCCUGGAAAAGCUAUCGCGCGACGCCAAAACCGAGAAUCAAAUCCCUAUCAGCUCUCUGGGGUUGUUGACGAUGACCUUUUCCCGGUCUGGCUCAGACAGUACCUUGUUCAGCGAUUUCCUAAGUUCACUCUACAGUCUACAUGAAAUCCGCAGUCCCGAAGUUCAGUUCACUGUAGGCGAGGCCUUGAGCAAUGUCGCUGUUGGUUGGGAUUCCCGGGCUCUUAUCCAAGAGUUCGACAUUGAUGCAGAGUUCCCUCGCUCAGACGUCCCGCGCUCAGUGUUUACAGUCAUCUGUGACAAGAUCAUUGCCGAUUGCAUUGCGCCCAAGCCAUCUCUGCGGAAGGCGUCUGCAAUCUGGCUGUUGUCGCUGGUUAAGAACUGCGGUCACCUGCAGGAGAUGCAAGAGCGGCUGCGUAAGUGCCAAGCUACUUUCAGCAGCCUUCUUGGAAACCGGGACGAGGUGGUGCAGGAAACUGGAGCGCACGGACUCAGCCUUGUAUAUGAGAUCGGUGACCAAUCCCUGAAGGAUGAUUUGGUCCAAGAUUUGGUCGAGUCAUUCACCUCAACUGGUCCCAAUCUCGGAGGCGGCAAGAUUGAGGCCGACACACAGCUAUUUGAGCCUGGGGCCCUCCCCACUGGUGAAGGAUCGUCUGUCAAUACCUACAAGGAUAUCAUGAACCUGGCUGCCGAGGCGGGUGACCCCACUCUGGUUUACCGAUUUAUGUCACUGGCUUCAAACAAUGCUAUUUGGACAAAUCGUGCGGCAUUUGGCCGCUUCGGAAUCAGCAGCAUCUUCUCUGAUUCUAGUGUCGAUGGCUAUCUAGCGAAGAACCCCAAGAUUUACCCCAAGCUUUUCCGUUACCGGUUCGAUCCUAACCCGAACGUGCAAAGAUCUAUGAACACCAUUUGGCAAGCACUAGUUAAGGACCCUACCGUUGUCAUUGAUACCCACUUUGAUGAUAUCAUGCAGGAUCUGCUUAAGAGCGUUCUAGCUGGUCGAGAAUGGCGUGUUCGGCAAGCAAGUUGUGCGGCCGUGGCAGACUUGAUCCAAGGUCGCCGUCCGGAGAAGUACGCCCAGUAUCUCGAUGAGAUCUACAGCAAGGCGUUCAAACUACUGGAUGAUAUCAAGGAAUCUGUCCGCACUGCCGCGCUUAAGCUCUGUCAAACCAUUACCAAUUCGGUUAUCCGCACACUCGAGACGAGCGGCUCAGAGAAGCGUGCAGGUACUUUACUCAAAAGUGCUAUCCCCUUCCUCCUGAGCGACAAGGGACUGGAUUCCAGCGUGGAAGAAGUGCAAGGAUACGCAAUCGGUGCUCUUAUCUCAAUGAUCAAGAAGAGCCCUGGCAGCUUACUGCGCCCCCAUGUUCCCAACAUGCUGGAGAAAUUCCUGAGUGCUCUCAGCUCUCUGGAGCCACAGGCUGUCAAUUAUGUCCACCUCAAUGCCGACAAAUAUGGUCUCACCGGUCAAGAGAUUGACAAAAUGCGACUGUCCAGCAUUCGCACAUCCCCAAUGAUGGAGGUGAUUGAGCGGUACCUGAUUGACAACUUGGAUGAAAGCAAUCUCGAUGAACUGGCACAUAGACUCGAAGAUGUGCUUCGGUCGGCCGUGGGCCUGCCAUCGAAGGUGGGUUGCAGCCGCGUUCUAGUGCUGCUUAGUAUGAAAACCCUGCUCUUCCGCCCGUACGCAGACCGAUUUAUCCAAAUCCUGACCAAGUACGUGGUGGACCGAAACGACACGGUUAGCGCCUCGUACUGCUCAUCCAUGGGUUAUCUGCUGCGGCUCGCUUCGGACGAUCGGGUUCUCAAGACCUUUGACUAUGCCAAAAACCUGUAUCUGACAGCUGAGGAUGCCACCCCACGGGUGAUCUCCGGUGAGAUUCUGUACUCGGCGUCCAAAUUGUCCAACGAUCGGUUUAUGGCAUUUGCGGCGAGCGCGUUGCCGUUUGUCUUUGUGUGUAAGCACGAUGGCGACGAACAUGUGAAAGAGCAGUUUGAGAAGACAUGGCAAGAUAACGUCGGUGGGUCGCGCGCCGUAUCACUUUACAUUCGUGAGAUUGUGGGGCUCGUUUCGGACAAUUUGGACUCUCCCCGCUGGGCUAUUAAGCAUACGGCCGCACGGGCGAUUGCACAAGCAGUUUUAUCGCUUGACGCAGAGAUCGACCUUCCGACGGCUCAAUUGGUUUGGCCGGUAUUAGAGCGUGCUCUGGCGGGGAAGACGUGGGAAGGUAAAGAAGUGGUGCUUAAGGCACUAGUGAAAUUUAGUUCGCAAGCCCAAAAGUUGUGGCAAGCCAAUGAGGAGUUGAGGAACCUAAUGAAGACUAUUACGGUUCGCGAAGCGAAGCGCGCUAACGUGCUCUACCGGCCGCAUGGACUGCGAGCAAUGGGCGAGAUCGCACAGGCUCGCAAGGACCUCAAUUUCAUGCCGGAUGCAUUAAAUAUUAUUCCGGGGGUGGUGGAAGAGAUGGAAGACCAAGACCAAGACCAGAUGGAGAUAGACUCGAGGAAUGGGCGCGGCUCGACCCAAGAUGACACCCUUGCGGCGUGUGUACAAUGUCUCCUGCAAUGUUUCAACCCCACCGCCGGUUCUGGUGAAGUGCUGGGGAAGUACUUGGAACAGGUGACCGGCCCGCUGGCUCAAGUCCUCCACCAAGGUGGACGACAGGUCGUGAGCACGGGCUACGAUGAGCUCCGGGCGUUCUUUACGCGAGUGGAUCAGUGGAUCGUUUCACCGGAUGCCUUCGGUGAACAAAUGGCCGCACCCUUGACUGCUCUGGCGGACAAGAUUCUCACGGGGGAAGUAGACGGGUCUGUCGAGGCCAUCCGCAAGGGUCGUGCAGAGGCCAUUCUAGCGUACCUGAAACUAUGUCCGCAUGCCCAAGCGGGCGUGCCUGACACACUUAUCGUCCGAGUUCGAAGUCUUCGAGAACGGUAUAAAGCAUUGAGAGUACCCUACCUUAUGACGGCAACCAGUCUGGUCAUGCAAAACAGACGGAGCAAAGUCUCUGGGAAACCUCCUCUCCGGUUGCCCAUCAUUGCCCCCAAGGAAGAUCUAUUCGAUGCCUUUGCCAAGUCCGAAAAGACAUUGAUCGCUCCACCGCGCAUCCGCUUGCCUCCGCGAUCUCGUACCGGUUGUUGGACAUGCCGAAGUCGAAAGGUCAAAUGUGAUGAAGGACACCCGCAAUGUAAUCAAUGUACACGUCUAGGCCAUACUUGCGAUUAUCGCCCUCGGCUAGCCUUUCGCGAUGAUACCCCUCGUAUCAUGGGCCGCAUGACCGAUGUCAAGACAAAUGGCCAUGUUGUUUGGGAUCUCACUUCGCCCAGUUCUAAUGAUGAGAAAACCGAUUAUUUCUCGUCCGGGGAUUCACUCCCGCCCUUUUCCCUACUCACUUCGGACGAAGAGCGCGAAAAGAAAGCAGAGGCCUUUAGUCCCGGCACGUACCAUGUCGUCAUGACACCAGACAGUUUCUCCUCACUGCCAGAAUAUGCAGACGAUGCAAUUGAGAAAGCUAGAUCAAAUCUCAGCGAGUGUAGGAGCUCUACGGCUAAUAGCCCUACGAGUGCAGCCAAGGGCGACUUCAGUACCAGAGGUGAAGAUCCCAAUGUGGUGAUUUUGAAGACUUUUGAAGAUGCUACGAGGCGCUCGCCGUCGAAUGGAAAGAUCUCGAGGAUCUCACCAACAUCGGAGAUCUCGGAUCCUUUCUGCAAUCUGUCCCUCUCGCCAAAUUUCACUUCGCUUCCUUCGCCCGAUGUCAAGGUAGAGGAGAUGACUUUCUUGGAUCCGCGUCCUGAUCAGCAAAGUCAGGAUUCUACGAUCUUUUCUCAUUUCCGUCAGGUCGUAUGGCGGCAGUUAUUCCCUCAUGAUCACAGGCUUGAUGAUUCUUCUGGAUCUGAUAGUCAUUUUAUGACUCUUAACAUGGACUUCCUAGAGCAGGAAGCCACUCGUUUCCCUCCUCUUUCCCACGCUAUGAUGGCUGUAUCAGCCCUUAGUCUCUCGCACAGCGGCACAGGUCACAAUGUCGAUGCGCUACAAUAUUAUCAGCAAGCUUUCCCCUCGCUCCAAGUCAGUCUACGGAACAAUGAUGAUCUUGUUUCCGACGGACUGUUCCUCACCCACUUCCUACUUCUAAUCUACGAGAUCGCGGCUGCCGAACCACACGGCUCGAACCUCUGGUCUCACCAUAUCUCCCGCCUCCUUCAUAUCGCCUUCCUUCGACGCGCCAAGUACGGCCAAGAACCCCACCCAUUUAUCCUCUGGUGGGUGUGCCACAUUGACUUGUACGCCCUGUUCAGUGGAGCAGGGACGGGAGAGUUUGUACAAGCUGUCAUCGACCACCAGAUGCUCCCGGGCUCCGAAUGUCUUCUCUACCCUUCUGCCCCAGAGGGCUACAGUGUGAUUUACUCCGAUGAGCAUGAGAGCUUACCGGUGAUUAUGCGUCUAUACCACGACACAUUCCGGCUCGCCGCUCAACUUGGCUUCUUGGCUACUCGGCUUCGUCACGAUAAACAGAACGUCCCCUUUGAAGAGUUCGAUAAGAGGUCCCAUGAAUUAAGCGAUCUGCGUGGGGCUUUCGGGAGCCUGUGGGAAUCACCUGAUGUCGCUUUCUUGCAUCAACAUCAGGAUAACCUCCCGCGACGGUCUCGGGAACUUAUGCAGCAGUCCGCUACACUAUACCAUGUUUGUCAACUCUUCUCUUACAGCAGCAUGUGGCCCGGACAACGUGUCGAGUCGGGCUUCUCCCCAGACGGCGAAAUCGACCAUCACGUAACAGAGAUCCUACGCUUAGCCGAGCGAACCACACACACUCGACGCGCUGAUCGACACUUCCUCGUCUUCCCCUUAUUCCUAGCAGGUGCCACGGCAUCAGCUAGUGGAUUGAAGAUGAUGGCAAUGGAAUUGAUGACUAGCAUGGAAGACGAGGAAGACGGCAUGGGCCGCAACGCAGCAACGACUCGUGCCAUCCUUCAAAUUGUCUAUGCGCGGCAGUUGGAGCGACUUAUGCAUGUGGGUCAUACGUUGGAUGUGGAUUGGUCUAACCUGAUGGCUCAGGAGGGACUUCAGAUGGUCAAUUUCGGGUUUUGA